AAAUUGCAAAAAAUUGAGAUUUUUGAGCGUGAAGACUUUCAGAAACAGUAAAGAUUUUUCUAUAGUAGGUGAAUUUUGUGUAAAAUCGCAAGGGAAGAAAGCUGAGGGACAGAGAAAAGGAAAAUCUGCAUUGUUUGGGUCAAUUCCCAAAAAUAGAAAUGAUGGCACUCUGUGGACAACGCAUGAGAAACUUAUCCGGUUGCAUCUCUUCCUUUGCAUUUUCAUAUUCUUCGAGCAAUGCUAGAAGCAAUGUACCCUUCCUCUACAAAAGUCUAGAAAUCAAUGAAGGAAAUGAAGCAGAGGCUGAAAUUCUUCAGGUGCUCUCAUGGGGCAAAGGUGCAUCAGGUCAGCUUGGUGGUGGCAGAGAAGAGAUCAAGAUGUACCCAUCACCAAUUGCUAAACUUCUCCUCCCAUGUCACAGUUUCACUCUUUCCACAACAACAGGCCAAAUCAUCCUCAAUCAUGGUCAGAAUUGUCAUCCUGAUACUGGAGAGAUGCCCACCAAAACGAAUGAUACCAAUGACCAGGAACCAAAGGGAAGAGUUCGUGUGGGUAUCUCCUGUGGGCUGUUCCACUCUGGAUUGACUGUGGAUGGAAAUCUCUGGAUGUGGGGCAAAGGUGAUGGAGGUCGUCUUGGGUUUGGCCAUGAGAAUCCAGCGUUUUUACCAACCUUAAACCCAUAUCUAGAGAAGCAUUCUGUUCAGUGUAUCACUCUUGGUGGCGUACAUUCUGUUGCUCUCACUACCCAUGGCGAGGUCUUUACUUGGGGUUAUGGUGGUUUUGGUGCACUUGGACAUUCUGUUUACCAUAGAGAGCUGUUCCCUAGAUUGGUGGAAGGUUCUUGGGAUGGAAAAAUAUGUCAUAUUGCAACUGGUGGAACACAUACUGCAGCUAUCACAGAAUCAGGAGAGCUUUAUACUUGGGGUAGAGAUGAAGGUGAUGGGAGAUUAGGUCUUGGUCCUGGUCGAGGUCCCAAUGAGGGAGGUGGACUUAGUAUCCCUUCAAAAGUUAAAGCGUUACCUGUUCCUGUAGUUGCUGUAUCAUGCGGUGGAUUCUUCACAAUGGUGUUGACAAAGGAAGGGCAACUUUGGAACUGGGGAGCAAACUCUAACUAUGAGCUUGGAAGAGGUGAUAAAAUUGGAGGUUGGGAACCAAAGCCAAUUCGAAGUCUUGAGGAUGUUCGGAUUGUUCAGAUUGCAAGUGGAGGAUAUCAUUCUCUUGCAUUAACUGAUGAAGGGACGGUGCUCUCAUGGGGCCAUGGAGGGCAUGGUCAGUUGGGUUUGGCUUCGAUUCAGAAUCAGAAAAUACCUGCAGUUGUUGAGGCAUUAGCUGACGAGCGCGUUAUCUACAUUGCUUGUUGUGGUUCAUCUUCAGCAGCUAUAACUGAUAAAGGGAAGUUGUACAUGUGGGGAAAUGCAAAAGAUUGUCAACUUGGAGUUCCUGGAUUACCAGAGGUGCAACUAAGUCCUGUUGAAGUUAAUUUUCUAAUGGAGAAUGAUGGUCUUGGACCCUAUACUGUGCUUUCUGUUGCAGUCGGUGCAUGUCAUGCCAUGUGUCUGGUUUCGAGGUCAUGCCGUUAAGAGUUGUUCUGAUAAGGUUUCAAGCAGACAUUAGCAUGGAUUUCUGGCAUUUUAGCUAACCAGGUUCGGUAAAAGUGUUGUGAACAAGAAAUUUCGAGACAUGUAAAAUGUGAAUGUGGGGCAACAAAUGCUGCUUAAUGCUUGCUUCUACCUCUUUGACAAUGAGACGAAUCAAAUGCUGCACCAAAGGCUUUUACUCUAUACGGUGUCAUGUCUCCUCUUCAAAUUACGAGGGCCAUAAUGUGGACCAGGCAUAGGCUUUUCAAUUUUAGUGAAUAUUACUUCAUACUAUUCAGUGAAUUUAACUUUCAUUUCCCCAAGAGUUGCUGCAAUCUCAUCCACUCCUAUCCCGAGAGUUUAAUUGUUUUCUCUUUAAUAAUAUCUAUAUUAACAGUUGUAGACAUUUUAGGGAGUAUAAAAGAUUCCAGGUACUCCUUUUUUCUCCA
Molecule: messenger RNA, 2026 nt
Organism: Carica papaya (papaya)
Lineage: Eukaryota; Viridiplantae; Streptophyta; Magnoliopsida; Brassicales; Caricaceae
Gene: RUG3
Product: Regulator of chromosome condensation (RCC1) family protein
Source: RefSeq, a predicted model, not a curated record